Messenger RNA from Rosa rugosa (rugosa rose), 519 nucleotides. RefSeq names its product disease resistance protein RPV1-like. Gene Ontology annotation, biological process: signal transduction. The record is from RefSeq and is a predicted model, not a curated record. The transcript has a single exon. Bases 1 to 519 code for a protein of 172 amino acids. NCBI's taxonomy places the organism in Eukaryota, Viridiplantae, Streptophyta, Magnoliopsida, Rosales, Rosaceae.
AUGAAGACUAGUACUCGAUUAAGAGCCUCUUCCUCCUCUUCCUCUACUUCUUUCGCUCAUUCAUGGACAUACGAUAUCUUUAUAUGUUAUAGAGGCGCGGAUACACGCAAUGGUUUUACAGAUCAUUUGCAUAGCAAUUUGCUUCAAAAGGGAAUCAAAACCUUCCUAGCUGAUGAGGUUAUGAGUAGAGGAGAGGAACUAACAUUGUCAAUGCUUUUCCAAGCUAUUGGAGAGUCCAGGAUUUCUAUUGUUGUAUUCUCUGAAAAUUUUGCGUCCUCGGAGUGGUGCUUGGAUGAACUCGGUGAGAUCAUGCAAUGUAAAGAAUCAAAGAAUCAAAUUGUUUGGCCAAUUUAUUACAAGGUGGAUCCUUUGGAUGUAAGAAACCAGCAAGGUAGUUUUGGUGAGGCACUUGUUAACCAUGAAUCCAAAUUCAAGGAUGACAUGGAGAAGGUGCUGAGGUGGAGAACAGCCCUUACAGAUGCAGCAAAUUUGCCUGGCUGGUAUUUCAGGAAGGGGUAA